AAUCGCGUGGCGUAGCCAAGCAACGCGCGUGCCAUGACCGCCGCCGCCGCCGCCGAUAGUCUCCGUCGAAACGGUACUAAGAACGGACUGGGGAGAUUCGCCCCGGACGCCCGAUGCGAACAACGGGACCGUCGUCGUCGUCGUCGUCGUUGACGUGCGUGCCCGGCUUCACCGUGCGCGACGUCGUCCACCGUCGCCGUCGCGGUGGUCUCUAGAUGCGAAAGGACGGACGGAUGGAUGCCGGCCAGGAUUAUCAUCGAUCGCCAGGAAAAACGGUACCGCAGGUGCUCAGUGGACGAGCACGCGAUCGACCAGACCAGUCGGACCCCGUUGUUGUACAUUGAGAAAAAGAUCGCACAGAUUUGAUAACGAUUCGGUACGAAAUCCUGACAGCUAUCGGCCAAGAUCGGUUCGGAGUAACAAUGACACGCGCGUCUCACGCGCGAGCAAACCUGCCGACGGGUGUCCGUGAAGCCGAGCGGUCGGUCGGGGGAGAGCCCCGGCUCUACGUUUGAAGUGCGAUUAGACUACGAGGCUUCCCCCCGAGCGAUCCAACCGAUCGUAACGCGAAAUCGAUCGUGCUCGGGGGGGAGGGGGAGGCAUGUAUUCGGUGGACUUUUCCAACGAGAAGUGUCUGCGGAAACGAUAGAUUCCUUUUCAAGACCAACGCUGAUCAACGGUCAGCAAUCUCAGAACUGGGACACGGACGAUCGAGAUCCUUUUGAGUUUCGUUGGCGAUAACGAUUGGUAAUAGCACGUACGACAUAUUAUUACCGUCGAUCUCGAACCACGAGAUCACUCUGGCAAGCCUAAUAAGCCGAGGCAACCGAGCUGUAGCACUCUGAGAAGCCGAGAAAGAAGAAAGGGAAAUAAUUAAUUUCCCAGCGGCACUAAUUAGCCGCGUUCCGAUGCCUAUUUGCCUAAAAAUUGAGAGGGGACGCGAUUAGGAUCGGCUUUGACUGACAGGACGACGAGGACAGGAUAAUGCAGAAGAUAGCGGUGAUGACCGCGACGCAGAAGGCCCACGGCCAUCAUAACGGCAGCAGCAGCAACGCUUACGGGGAUGCAAGUAACGCCUCGUCUGACUAUAACGGCUCCUCCUCGACGACCGGUGGCAAGAGUGGCGGCCGCCUCGAUACGAAUCUGUAUGGCAACGUUAACAUCCUUCUUGGCGGCGGUGUGAUCAUGAUGGUGGUGCUCAUAUGCUACUGCUGUCACAAAAACGUCCGGAAGCAUCGACCGCAGGAGUAUUCGCAGUACUGGAGAGCCGAACCGGACAUUCACAGUCUGGAAGUCUUCACCAUGGACACGCAUUGCAUCGAGAGAUUGGCAAUAUCUCAGGCCCACCAGGAAGAGGGAGUGCCCACGUCACUUCCGCCGUGUCCCGUGACUUCGGGCCCGCCGCCGGCCUACGAGAGCCUCAUCUUCGACCCUCGGGCACUGCCCUCGCCGACCGACAAGAAGGACGAGUCUGACGAUCCCGGCAGUAUUAUCCCGCCCCCGAUAAGCAACUUGCCCACCGAGUCGGAAGCCAACAGGAUCAACAAGCGGGAGGAUAUCCCGAGGGACGAUCAGGAUUUACCUUCCUACGAAGCUGCCCUAAAAUUAGAAGCUGAUGGCUAUGUUUAAAGGACGGAUAAAGACCGCCAGAAGUACUUCGAUCGCGAAUCUUCAUUCAUGAAAAUUUUCAAUUUCUCUCCUAGAUAAAAUCUGAGCUGAGCCCUUGAAUAUAUCCGGGCAAAAUUUUUAUAAUCAACGGUGACAGAGUCGACUCUCUAUGAGCGAUAGCUGUCACCAGCUGAAGUUAAGUCUCGCAAAAGUGACUAUGAAGAGUCGUCGCGCGUUUCGAAUAGCGCGAAGAAUUGAGAUUGUUUUUUAAUCGAGGAAAUAAAAGAAAAAAGAGAUAAACAGCCAAAAAACUUUUCUAUAUAGAUUUGUCAAUCAAAGACGAGAUUUAAAAGAAAUUUUUUAUGUAAAUUUUUGAAAAUUAAGAACUAUUUUUCUCUGCGCUUGAAUUAAGACACAUAAACGGAACACGUAUAUAAUUUUAAAGAGAUAAGGAGAAAAAAAAUUUUAAACGAGGUUUAAUUUUGGUGUUAAGAAGAAAAGCUAAGAAGAAGACAUUGCGUGUAAUAUUAGGAGAUAUUCUAAAAAUUUUGGAAUAUUAUUUCACUCUUGCCUUGUUAAAAGAUUCCAAGUAAUUCUUAAUACUAGAAUGAUAUAAUAAGAAGCUACAAAAAAUUAAGUGCCUGAACAUACAUCCUUUUUCGAAACGUGUGUAAACGGAAGACAAGAUGAAAGAAAAGCUAUGGAGCAAUUUUUUGAAAGCACAUAUUGCUUUUCUUGCCAUCUUGUCUAAACAAAACGACACGUGUAAAAUCUUCGAGAGAGAGACUUUUCAUCGACAAAAUGUAAUAAGCAAAUUUUCAGAAGAUAUAAUACCUCGACUUUUCUAUUUUUUUCAAUGAUCUCUAUGAUUAAAUACGUCUGCAGUAAUAUUAUGUUAAAUAUAAAAGAGAGUGCGGUAAGAAAAGAAUUUUCUCUUAUAGGUUACCCUCAAAAUCAUGGUAAUCAUCAUGAGACAACAAGGAAUUUUACUAUAAUUUUACUAAAAUUUAAUGAAAACGUGGUAAAAUUCUUCGACGUUUAUGUUAUCCCACGAUUAUCAUAAUUUUAAGAAUAAGUUCUAAAAGAAAAUUCUGUCUAGAAAUAUAAUAUGUAUAUAUGUGUAUGUACAUAUGUAUGUUCAUACACACGCAUACGUAUAUAUACAUAUACAGAUUUUAAAUAUAGAAUGCGCCGAAAUGUAGCACAGCUAGGUUAAUUCAGUAUGAAAAAAAAAGAAAAAAACAGUACGAUAACGCAGUUACAGGCAAUGAACAGAAAGACCCAAUUUCCCAGGUAAUUAUAUUUUAUAGAUGUUAAGAAACGGAAUACUUGACGGUAUAUUUUUCUCGGUCGGUCAUUAGUUUAAGAGAGCAAGAACGGACGUAAGAGCGAACAAGCGGCACCGUUAAAUUACAGUUUCCGUUUGAAUAAACAAUGCGCAUCGCUAUAACGUAAAGGACUUACUUCGCGUAAUGGGCGCACGACAUUUCGCAAAAUUUAUGCGCGUUUUCGCUAGGAAAACGCUUCAAAACGCUACCAUUUUACGUAGAACUCUCCUCUGUACGAUUGAUAAAUAUGUAAAUAAAUAGCUGUGCAUUCAAUAUACAUUUUUAAGCGUGCACCGGCAACAGCCGCAAUGACGAUUUAUCGUUACGUCGACCGCAUGAAUAUUAAACAGUAAGUAUUAUCGAUGAAAUUGUGCCUGAAACUCGAAAGCAGAUACAUCAAUUUGAUUCAGUUGCAAAUAUGUACGAUUUUACACUCGAUGAAUGCGCGAGUAAGAACUUUUUCCACCAAUCACGAUUGUACAUGUAUAUAGAAAAAUAUCAGUUCUAUUGCUAAGAAAAA
Messenger RNA from Monomorium pharaonis (pharaoh ant), 3456 nucleotides. RefSeq lists its product as uncharacterized. NCBI's taxonomy places the organism in Eukaryota, Metazoa, Arthropoda, Insecta, Hymenoptera, Formicidae. The coding region runs from base 985 to 1629 and encodes 214 amino acids. The transcript has 5 exons. The record is from RefSeq and is a predicted model, not a curated record.